Aureococcus anophagefferens is the source of this 1338-nucleotide messenger RNA. RefSeq lists its product as hypothetical. The transcript has 2 exons. Gene Ontology annotation, biological process: polysaccharide biosynthetic process. Gene Ontology annotation, molecular function: transaminase activity; pyridoxal phosphate binding. The coding region runs from base 1 to 1338 and encodes 445 amino acids. NCBI's taxonomy places the organism in Eukaryota, Pelagophyceae, Pelagomonadales, Pelagomonadaceae. The record is from RefSeq and is a predicted model, not a curated record.
AUGCUCGUCGAGACGCUCCUCCGCAUCGCCGUGGGCGUGAGUGCCCUGGGCAACCCGCGCGGCCUGCCGCGGUCGCUCACGGAGGCGCUGACGAGCGACCUCGCGCCGGCCCGCUUCGCCAAGGACUUUAGCAAGCCGCUGGCCGUCCCCGAGGCGGGCAUCGAGGCCGCCGUGCGCGCCAUGCGCAGCGGCCGCCUCUUCCGCUACGGCGCGUCCAGCGCGGCGUCGAGCGAGGUGGCCCGCGCGGAGCGCGAGUUCGCGGACGGCGUCGCGGGGAGCCGCUUCGCCGUCGGCGUCAACUCCGGUUCGAGCGCGCUCAUGCUCGGCCUCAUGGCCGUGGGCGUCAAGCCCGGCGACCGCGUCGUCUGCAACGGCUUCGCCUUCACGGGCGUGCCGUCGACGAUCAUGCGCCUGGGGGCCGAGCCCGUUUUGGUCGAUACGGACGCGCACUUUCGGUUGGACGUCGCCGACCUCGAGGCGAAGCUCGACGCGUUCCCCGACGCGCGGGCCUUGGUGCUGAGCCACACGCGGGGGCGGGUCUGCGACCUGGACCGCGUCGCCGCGCUCGCGGAGGCGCGGAAGCUCGACGUCGUCGAGGACUGCGGCCACGCGGCGGGCGCUUCGUGGCGGGGCCGGCCCGUGGGCCGCCUCGGCGCCGUCGCGGCCUUCGGGGCGCGCAGCGACUCCAUGCUCAACGGCGGCGAGGCGGGCUUCGCGACGACGGACGACGCCGAGACGGCCGCGAAGUUGGUGUACUUGUCGGGGUGCUACGAGCGCCGCUACGGGAAACACGGCGCGCGGCCCGAGGACGACGACCUGCUCGAGCGGGCCAUGGCGACCAUGCCCUACCUCUCGACGCGCAUGUCGGAGCUCUCCGCGGCGUGCCUGCGGCCGGCGGUGGCGAGCCUCGCGGACAGGGUGGUGGAGGCGAACCGGCGGCACGCGUUGAUCGCGCGGAGCCUCGGGGAUCUGGCCGGCGGCGGCGUCGUGCUCCCGGAGAGCGACCCGCGCGCGUCGUGCGUCGGGGACCGCCUCACCUUCUCCGUGCCCGCGCUCGACGAGGCGGCGAACGGCUUCUUCCGGACGACGUGCGUCGCGCUCGGCGUGCCCGUCGCGUGGCUCAAGUCGCCGGCGAACGCGUUCUACCACGGCAACUGGCGCAACUACGGCGCGCCGACCUUCGAGCUGCCGGGGACGGACGCGCUCCUCGAGACGGCCUACGACCUCGCGCUGCCGGCCUACUUCGGGGACGACGACCUGCGCCACGUCGCGGAGAUCGUCGCCUACGCCUACGCCUGCGCGGCCGCGGCGAGCGAAGACGACGGCGGCGGGGCUUAG